CCCGGCUAAUAAUCCAGCAGAAUUCAGAAACCAUGCUGGAUAUAAAAAAGGCAGCUUUAUUUUUGUGCUUUGCUUUUGUUGGAGAUUAAAUAUACUGAAGAGGCGACGCUCUCAGGUCAUUAUUUGUACGUUACAGCUGUCCAGUCAGAGCUGGACAGACACUGCUUGCAAGCCUUGUUGAGUGAUUAAGAGGCAGAGUUAGUCUCUGAGAGUCAUAAAGGAGGGAGAGGGGAGAAGAUUGUGAUUAAGAAAAAUAUCAAAGGCUGAUAGAAUAACUGAGUAGAAACUUUUACAUAAGUCACAGAUACCACCUGAAAAAAAACUCAAAAAAAGGAAGCUGGAUGAGCACAUUACAGAUCUGAAGUGGGAAUCACAACAGUGUCUGUUACUGUUCUACAUCAGAAAUCUGAACUGAAUCUUCUGCCAGGGGAAGAACAAACAAACCAGAAUGAAAGGUAACUGGCUUCUGGUUUGGAGUGUCAUGUCGUUGGCACACACAGCUCAUGGCUGCCCCAACAAAUGCCUCUGCCACACAGCUUCAAAGACUGCAGACUGCAAGAAUAGAGGAUUUACUGAAAUUCCUGCCCAUUUACCUCCUGAAAUUCAGAUACUACAGUUGCAGAAUAACCGUAUCUGGAGAAUCAACCAAAAUGCAUUCACUGCAACACCACUGCUCAAAAUCUUAGACUUGUCCAAUAAUUCUCUCUCAAGUGUGGCACCUGGUGCUUUCCAAAAACUACGCUAUCUGCAGGUUUUAAACCUAACCAGAAAUUUGAUGCAUUAUAUAGAAAACAAGACUUUCAGUUUCCUCCCUCACCUAAAAGAACUGGACUUGUCAUCCAACAGCAUUAUUCGUUUGCCUGAGACGUUUGGAAACAGCACAGGGAAUAUAACAUUGCUCUCUGUGAAGCAUAACAAACUUCAGAAAAUGGAAAGAAUUCUGCUGGAGUCACUUCCAAACCUGAAAGUGGUUCUCUUCAAAGAUAAUCCCUGGCAAUGCAAUUGUAAUAUCUUUGGCCUGAAACUGUGGCUGGAGAGUUUUCUAUACAGAGGAGGAAUAAGCGAUGGCAUUAUCUGCUCAGCGCCAGGGAUUCGGAAGGGGAAGGACCUCCUCAAAGUUCCCUACGAGCUCUUUGGGGCCUGUCCUCUGAGGACAGCUCACGUGCCCCUGGCCAGCAGCCACCACCACGGCUUCGAGCACCGGAGCUCACUGAAGCACAGCCACCACGCUGAGUUUGGGGACAGUGGCCGUGCCAGCUGCGAGCCCAAGCCCAAGCCAAGGCCCGUCAGCUUGCGCCACGCCAUCGCCACCGUGGUCAUCACCGGGGUCGUGUGUGGAAUCGUGUGUCUGAUGAUGCUGGCAGCUGCUGUUUAUGGCUGUGCUUAUGCUGCAAUUACGGCCAAAUGCCACAAAGAACAUUUGGCCCCGGUUAGGCAGCCUGGGAUUCCCGAGGAAAAAGAGCCUUUUGAGACUUCCUUGGCUUGAGUUGCUUCUGUCUUUGGCUUCUUGAAAAUAAAGCCCUCACCGCAGUUGAAAAGCCUGGAAUCUAAAUAGCAUUGUUUUAAUAGAACUUACUGGGGUUCUUCUGUCUCUCUUAUUUUUUUUUUUUCCUUUUUCAUACUUUUAAAAAUGUAAAUAUAUAUAUAUUGCUUGGAAUAUCUACUAAGACUUUAUAUAGAACAUAAGUUUAUUUAUAUUUUAUGCAUGUGUAUUCCAAAACCACUAUCUAGGGCUGAGCAUUUGAGAUCACGAAAUCAUGAUGUAGCCACUUUAAAGUGUUUUACCAGCCUUUACUAAUUCUUGAUGCAGUAUUAGACCAAGAUAUGACCUAUGGUGCACCUACAGUCAGUGGCUGACAGGAGUGAUGUUCUGCAAAGAAAAAUAGAAAAGAGUCAUCUAAAUUAGUUUAUCUAAAUUUGUACUCUCUUAAAUUAGAGAGUACAAAUUACUAUCUAAGAUGUACACAAUUCACAAGCAAUUUUCAGACCAGCCAGUCUAUGCACUGCCCCUGAUAACAUAAAUGUGUUAAAAGCAUUUCCAAAAAUGUAUUUUCAAUCUUCCAAUAUAUCCUAGGAAGUGGCAAUUAAACAUUCCAUUCAUUUCCUAAUUUAGAAAGUAGGAAGCACCUUGUUAACUACUGUAUAUAAUUUUUUAAUUACUUAGUAGGGAAGAAAGAAGAGAGCUGAGAAAAUGCUGAAGGAAGAAAUGCUACACUGCUUUGGAUAGAGGCCCUGAAAGGAUUACACAGAGCAUAUCUGAAGACACUACCUGAUAUCCUGCUGGCUUACAGGCUUGCUACACACUUUUCUGUAGCCACUUAUUCCCAAAUCCUCACACAAAGUGCCCCAUUUUGCAAAUGCCAUGACUGCAGAUGCAGCUCCCAUCACAGUGCUGCCCUUCAGUAGGAGGAUAAUGUAGUUGCAUGUUUACACAUCCUCCCUCACAGAGGGAACAUUCAGCUGGAUUCACUCAAGGGUCCAUCCUUACUCUCUGCAGAGCUGUUUUGCCGUCAGAGGAAAUCAGGGCCAGAACCAUUUGAAUAUCUUAAGUUUAGAAUUCAAAGAAUAUUUUGAGUGUGCAGAGGUAGGUCUUUUAAUGGUUCUUAGAAAUUAUUUUAAGGCAACCAACAGAGAUCAAGAACUCCAUUCACCUUUCCCAAGACUAGAUAAAAUAAAUUUUUGGCUAUUUUGAACAGAUGUCUCAUGUGUCCCCUAACUCUCUCCAGUGACGGGGAUAAAGACCUGUCCAGGUAGCCAAUGCAGAAAUCACCAAUUUUUAUAGUCUUGAGGAAAAAGUCCAUGGAACAAUCUGCAGUAAGGGAAAGGGGAAGCUGUGUUGUGGCAUUUGGAGACCUGCACUCUCCUUCCAACAGAUGGAUUCUGAGAUCAAGCUCUGUAGCUGUUCCAAUAACAGCCUCAACUGAGUAAUGGGCUCAAUGGCAGGAGUCACCUAACCCCUGCUCUUAUCUACUUAGUAAUAAUUGCAACCCAAAUAUUAAAGCUCAUUCCUGCAUCUGCAGUUGCUUUCAUGUCCAGAGAAAAUUAAGCAUCUCAGUCUUAAUCUAAAUCUAGCAGACAUUGAAAACAAUCAAUUACUGUCUGUUCUUUUUUUUUCUUUUUUUUUUUUUUCAACUGCUAAGUACUUCAUAUCAUUAUUAGGCUCUGUUCAUUCUUCUCUGUCCUGAACUAAAUAAACCAAGCUGUUUCAAAUUCUUCCUGCAAGA
Messenger RNA from Corvus hawaiiensis (hawaiian crow), 3224 nucleotides. RefSeq names its product leucine rich repeats and transmembrane domains 1 (gene LRTM1). Gene Ontology annotation, cellular component: plasma membrane. NCBI's taxonomy places the organism in Eukaryota, Metazoa, Chordata, Aves, Passeriformes, Corvidae. The transcript has 3 exons. The record is from RefSeq and is a predicted model, not a curated record. The coding region runs from base 449 to 1486 and encodes 345 amino acids. Gene Ontology annotation, molecular function: protein binding.